This is a messenger RNA of Grammomys surdaster, 2212 nucleotides long. It is a transcript of the gene Esr1, whose product is annotated as estrogen receptor 1. Gene Ontology annotation, biological process: regulation of DNA-templated transcription; steroid hormone receptor signaling pathway. Gene Ontology annotation, molecular function: sequence-specific DNA binding; nuclear estrogen receptor activity; zinc ion binding. NCBI's taxonomy places the organism in Eukaryota, Metazoa, Chordata, Mammalia, Rodentia, Muridae. The transcript has 10 exons. The record is from RefSeq and is a predicted model, not a curated record. Bases 191 to 2212 code for a protein of 673 amino acids. Gene Ontology annotation, cellular component: nucleus.
ACCGAAAACACAAGGCUCCAUGCUCCGCAGCCCUGUGACGCCAGGAGAGGCCAAUGCCCCCUCCUCUGCCACUGUCUAGCAUAAGAAGGCAGUCUCUGGGCGACAUUCUUCUCAAGCAGGUGGCCCGUCCGCUGCUGAGCCCUCUGCGUGCGCGGGGAGCCAAUCUGUACCUCGCCGGCUGCCACUGACCAUGACCAUGACCCUUCACACCAAAGCCUCGGGAAUGGCCUUGCUGCACCAGAUCCAAGGGAACGAGCUGGAACCCCUCAACCGCCCGCAGCUCAAGAUGCCCAUGGAGCGGGCCCUGGGCGAGGUGUACAUGGACAACAGCAAACCCACUGUGUUCAACUACCCGGAGGGCGCCGCCUACGAGUUCAACGCCGCCGCCGCUGCCGCCGCCGCCUCGGCGCCUGUCUAUGGCCAGUCGAGCAUCGCCUACGGCCCCGGGUCCGAGGCGGCCGCCUUCGGUGCCAACAGCCUGGGGGGUUUUCCCCAGCUCAACAGCGUGUCGCCCAGCCCGCUGAUGCUGUUGCACCCGCCGCCGCAGCUGUCGCCUUUCCUGCAUCCGCACGGCCAGCAGGUGCCCUACUACCUGGAGAACGAGCCCAGCGCCUACGCCGUGCGCGACACCGGCCCUCCCGCCUUCUACAGGUCCAAUUCUGACAAUCGACGCCAGAAUGGCCGUGAGAGACUGUCCAGCAGUGAGAAGGGAAACAUGAUCAUGGAGUCUGCCAAGGAGACUCGCUACUGUGCUGUGUGCAAUGACUAUGCCUCUGGCUACCAUUACGGGGUCUGGUCCUGUGAAGGCUGCAAGGCUUUCUUUAAGAGAAGCAUUCAAGGACAUAAUGACUACAUGUGUCCAGCUACAAACCAAUGCACCAUUGACAAGAACCGGAGGAAGAGCUGCCAGGCCUGCCGGCUGCGCAAGUGUUACGAAGUGGGCAUGAUGAAAGGUGGGAUCCGGAAAGACCGCCGAGGAGGGAGAAUGCUGAAGCACAAGCGUCAGAGAGAUGAUUUGGAAGGCCGAAAUGAAAUGGGCGCUUCAGGAGACAUGAGGGCCGCCAACCUUUGGCCAAGCCCUCUUGUGAUUAAGCACACUAAGAAGAAUAGCCCUGCCUUGUCCUUGACAGCUGACCAGAUGGUCAGUGCCUUGUUGGAUGCUGAACCACCCAUGAUCUAUUCUGAAUAUGAUCCUUCUAGACCAUUCAGUGAAGCCUCGAUGAUGGGCUUAUUGACCAACCUGGCAGACAGAGAGCUGGUUCAUAUGAUUAACUGGGCAAAGAGAGUGCCAGGCUUUGGGGACUUGAAUCUCCAUGAUCAGGUCCACCUUCUUGAGUGUGCCUGGCUGGAGAUUCUGAUGAUUGGUCUCAUCUGGCGCUCCAUGGAACACCCUGGGAAGCUCCUGUUUGCACCUAACUUGCUCCUGGACAGGAAUCAAGGUAAAUGUGUAGAAGGCAUGGUGGAAAUCUUUGACAUGCUGCUGGCUGCAUCAACUCGGUUCCGCAUGAUGAACGUGCAAGGAGAAGAGUUUGUGUGCCUCAAAUCCAUCAUUUUGCUUAAUUCAGGAGUGUACACAUUUCUGUCCAGCACCUUGAAGUCUCUGGAAGAGAAAGACCACAUCCACCGUGUCCUGGACAAGAUCACAGACACUUUGAUCCACCUGAUGGCCAAAGCUGGCCUGACUCUGCAGCAGCAGCAUCGCCGCCUGGCCCAGCUCCUCCUCAUUCUUUCCCAUAUCCGGCACAUGAGUAACAAAGGUAUGGAGCAUCUCUACAACAUGAAAUGCAAGAACGUCGUGCCCCUCUAUGACCUGCUGCUGGAGAUGCUGGAUGCUCACCGCCUUCAUGCUCCAGCCAGUCGCAUGGGAGUGCCUCCAGAGGAGCCCAGCCAGAGCCAGCUGGCCACCACCAGCUCCACUUCAGCACAUUCCUUACAAACCUACUACAUCCCCCCGGAAGCGGAGGGCUUCCCCAACACGCAACACGUGACUUUAUUAAAGGGAAAUCUUGAGCCCCUACAGGAAUACAUGAUGCACACAGGAAAGGAAGAUUUCCCCCAGUUGUCAAGAGCAUAUCAACUCAAUCCGGUCCACCUUCUGGCUUCUAAAGUGUCAGCUGCUGAGCACUACAUCAUGGGUUCUAGACAAUUCUUACUUCCCAUGACUGGUGGGAACCAGAAAGUCAAUGACAGUCAACACCCUAGAAUGAACUAG